This is a messenger RNA of Micromonas pusilla CCMP1545, 1735 nucleotides long. RefSeq lists its product as uncharacterized. The coding region runs from base 1 to 1644 and encodes 547 amino acids. Gene Ontology annotation, molecular function: transcription coregulator activity. Lineage: Eukaryota; Viridiplantae; Chlorophyta; Mamiellophyceae; Mamiellales; Mamiellaceae. The transcript has a single exon. The record is from RefSeq and is a predicted model, not a curated record. Gene Ontology annotation, biological process: regulation of DNA-templated transcription.
AUGCUGUCGAUCAAACCGCCGCCGUACGCGGCGGAGGUGAUCGCGGAGGCGAACGGCAGCGCGACGAAGAUCGAGUCCGGGAUCUUCGCCAAGUCGAAGAGCAACGACGAUUACCUGAAACGCGUCACCGCCAAGCUGAACAGCAUGAAGGCGCUCGUGCAGAAGCAGAGGCAGGCGGAGAGCAACGACACCGCGCAGCAGAACGAGCAGGCGCAGGGGGCGAACUACGACGCCGCGAUGGCGCAGCAGCAGCAGUCGACGGAGACGCGCGACGCGCCGGCGACCGCGGCGCCGGCGACGGCGCCCGCGCCCGCGGCGGCGGCGCCGGCGGCGGUCGCCGCGAGCGCCGCGCAGACGACCGCGGAGAAGGAGCUCUCGCAGCAGAUCUUCCAGACGGUCGUGAAGAACCAGCUCGACCGCCCGGAGUUCAAAUCCGCCGUCACGAAGAUGACCCCGGACGAACGGAAGCACGCGCUCGGGAGGGUCACGCACGCGACGAAGGCGGCGAUGGGCGGGUACUACAAACUUCUGAGGGAGAAGAACGCGAAGUUGGGCCCUGGGAAACAGACCGCGGGUCUGAACCCGAAGGCGCUGAUCGACCAUCUGACCGUGAACGUCGCGUCGAUGCUGUCGCGCCCGCCCGCGGCCGCGGGCGUCGGCGCGAUCGGACCCGGUCGCGCGUCGGGCGCGAGCGGGAUGGAAAAGGCGAAAUCCGCGGCGGCGCAACAGGCCGCGUUGGCGCAACAGCGACGCGAGCAGUCCGCGGCGGCGGCGACCGCGGGCGCGGGCCUCGGGACGCCGGCGUACUGGCAGCGCGUGGGCGAGAUGCGCGGGGCGUACCUUCCGCGGAUAAAGCAGACCGUGGAGUACAUGUUGAGGACGGGCGUUUCGCGGGCGCGCGACGCGUCCGCGUCGACGUCUGAACGGCUGCUGCAUUUCAUGACGUCGUCGCUCAUUCCGAUGUUAGAGCAGACCGCGGACCGCCCGUGCGCGGCGGCGACGUUCAAAGCGGGCGAGCUGGAGACCUUAGACGCGAAGAUACGCCAGCUCAUCGCGAUCACCGCGGGGUCGCGGCAGAAGGCGGCGCUGGCGCCCGUGGCGCCGCCGCCGCCGCCGACGACGACGACGACGGAAGCCGCGGGCGCGGGCGGGACGAAGCGCGCGCGCGACGGCGACGACGACGACGACGACGACGACGGUCCGAACAAAAAGGCAAAGUCAGGGGACGACGUGUGGGGGAACAUCGUCGCGGCUUCGGCGGCGAAGCCAUCGCCACCGAAGCGCGAGCCGACGCCGCCGCCGCCCAAGCCGACGGCGUUCGUCCACCUGUUCGCCCCGCUCGACGCGGACGCCCCCGCCUCUCCUCCCCCGACGCCGGCGUGUCUCGCGGCGCUGACGCGCGCGGACCCGCCGAAAGGCGCCGGACCGGGACCGGCGCUGAUGUGCGCGUCCGCGGGGAAGACGGCGACGGCGGUCGCGGCGGUGUUCGACUCCGCGGACGACGCGUACGACGGCGACGCGGCUGAGCUGACGCGACGCGCGUUCGAGUCGGAGCUCCUCGCGUUUGGCGGGGGGAAGAAGGGCGGCGCAGACGCGAAGGAGGCGUGGAAGGCGUGGGAAGAAGCCCUCGCGUCGUUCGCGUGAGAUGCGAACCGCGCGCUAGAUGUUCGUCGUUCGUUCUCUAAUAACGCGAAUGUAGUCACUAGCUAUGAUAGACUAACGGACCUCCGCCGCC